AUGGUGAUUCGAAACCAUUGUUAUCCCUUUUCUAUUAUUAUUACCAUCUUUGUCUCCAUUGUAAUCCAAAGUACUCUUGCUUCUCCGAGGCUCCACUUUUGCCGCCACGACCAGAGGGAUGCUCUUUUGGAAUUCAUGCAUGAGUUUCCUACUGCUAAGUCUUUUCCAAGUUCGUGGAACAAAAGCAGCGAUUGUUGUUUUUGGGAGGGAGUCGAGUGCCAUAAUAAAUCUGGUCAGGUUAUAUCACUCGACCUUUCUGAUAAAUCUCUUAACGGACCCAUAAAAACGAACAGUAGCCUUUUCAAACUCCAAUAUCUUCGUGAUUUAACCCUUAUUAAUUGCAGUCUCCAAGGAGAGAUUCCUUCUUCAAUAGGAACCUUUUCGGGUCUCGAGUAUCUUAAUCUCGCGUCCAAUCAUCUGGUAGGUGAAGUUCCGGUUUCCAUCGGACACCUAACCGAACUGGAAGGCCUGUCCCUUGGGGAAAACAGCUUACAUGGCAGUUUUUCUGUUUCAUUAGCCAAUUUAACAAAGCUUACCCGUAUUUCACUCAACUCUAAUAAUUUAACAUCCACCCUUCCCUCCAACAUGAGUGGACUGCACAACUUGGACUGGUUCGAUGUCAGUGAAAACUCAUUUUUCGGGCCUUUCCCUAAAUCCUUGUUCACCAUUUCCUCUUUAGUUUUAGUUCAUUUGGAAAAAAACCAAUUCACAGGACCUAUAGAUUUCGAGAAUACAUCUUCUUCCCCAUUGUUUAAGCUAGAGGAUCUUGUCCUUGCUAGUAACAAAUUCGAUGGCCCAAUCCCAGAAUCCAUAUCUAGAUUUCUCAACCUUCAAGACCUAGAUCUUUCACGAAACAAUUUCACUGGACCAAUCCCUAGAUCUAUAUCAAAGUUAGUAUACCUCCGUCAUCUUGAUUUUGCCAAGAACAAGUUGGAAGAAGCGAAUGGCGCCAAGAUAACGGCGCCGAGUCUUGGGACUUAA
This is a messenger RNA of Eruca vesicaria subsp. sativa (arugula), 981 nucleotides long. The record is from the annotation of a GenBank genome assembly. Lineage: Eukaryota; Viridiplantae; Streptophyta; Magnoliopsida; Brassicales; Brassicaceae.